Molecule: messenger RNA, 1848 nt
Organism: Numida meleagris (helmeted guineafowl)
Lineage: Eukaryota; Metazoa; Chordata; Aves; Galliformes; Numididae
Gene: THNSL2
Product: threonine synthase like 2
Exons: 9
Coding region: 200-1684 (494 amino acids)
Biological process (GO): 2-oxobutyrate biosynthetic process; dephosphorylation
Molecular function (GO): pyridoxal phosphate binding
Source: RefSeq, a predicted model, not a curated record
GCGGAGCUGGAGGAGCCUUCGUCUAUCCUCCAACCGCCGCCGGGAGCCGCGCUCCCUCCUCCUCCCUCUUCCUCCUCCCUCCCCCCGCGGCUCGGGGCGGGCGCACAGGGCUCGGGAGCCUCGGGAAGGCCCGGAGCCGCAGCAGCGAGGGCAGACACUCCGUGACUUUGGCAGUGACUACAGAGCCCUCCCAGCAGCGAUGGAGUACAUCAGCACACGGGGAGGCACAGGGGCCGUGGACUUCGAGGGAGCCCUAUUCUCCGGCUUUGCACCCGAUGGUGGGCUCUUCAUGCCCAGCUGCAUCCCCUCACUGGACAGGGCUGUGCUGCAGCGGUGGAGCCGCCUCUCCUACCCUGAGCUGGUGAAGGAGAUAUGUUUCCUCUUUGUUGAGCCUGAGCUGGUACCACGUAGCACGCUUACUGACCUGAUUGACAGGGCCUUCAGCAAGUUCAGACACAAGGAUGUUGUCCAUCUGUCCAGGCUGAAGGAUGGGCUGAAUGUUUUGGAGCUCUGGCAUGGGGUUACUUAUGCUUUCAAGGAUCUGUCCUUGUCCUGCACUGGGCAGUUUUUACAGUAUUUCUUGGAGAAAAGGCAGAAGCACGUCACUGUUCUGGUGGGGACUUCAGGGGACACAGGGAGCUCAGCAAUUGAGAGCGUGAGAGGGCAGAAGAAUGUGGACAUCUUUGUUCUGCUGCCUAAAGGGUUGUGCACCCAGAUACAGGAACUUCAGAUGACCACCGUCAUUGAAGACAACGUCCACGUCUUUGUUGUUCAUGGGAACAGCGAUGAAAUCGAUGAGCCUAUCAAGGAACUGUUUGCUGAUGUCGAUUUUGUCAGAAGGAACAACCUCAUCAGCUUGAAUUCAGUCAAUUGGUCGAGGAUUAUGGUGCAGAUUGCUCACUACUUCUACGCUUACUUUCAGUGUGCCCCGACCCUGGAUAGCACCCCACUGCCAGUGGUGGAAAUUGUUGUGCCAACAGGAGGAGGAGGAAAUAUCACAGCUGGCUGUAUUGCCCUGAAAAUGGGUCUUCCAAUUCAGCUGGUUGCUGCAGUUAACAGCAACGACAUCAUUCAUAGGACUGUUAAAGAUGGAGAUUUCUCACUGUCAGAUCAUGUGAAGGCGACAUUAGCAUCAGCCAUGGAUAUUCAGGAGCCUUACAAUGUGGAGAGGAUCCUCUGGCUGCUCUCAGGCUCUGACAGCCACCUGACGAAAACGCUGAUGGAACAAUUCACUGUGUCCAAAAGGCUGAAGCUGCCGGAGGAUUUGCACAGAAAGGUCUCGGAGACCCUGCGCUCAUGCUCGGCAUCUGAUGAGGACAUCAUGCAAGCCAUGCAGCGCUGCUGGGAGGAGAACCACUACCUGCUGUGCCCCCACUCAGCCGUGGCUGCUCACUACCACUACUCGCAUCUGGACAGCUGUGCCAGCGGCACGCCUCGGUGUUGCUUAGCUCCAGCCUCUGCUGCCAAAUUUCGGGAUGCUGUGCUGCGAGCUGGCCUGGUUCCUGAAAUCCCUCCCGAAAUCGCUGCCCUGACGGCGAUGGAGACCCGGUCCACUGCCCUGCAGCGAGGUGAGGAUUGGGCACAAGUGCUCCGGGACAGCAUCACAGCCCUGGAGCAGCAGCGGGGGAAACAGGGUGGUGGUCUGGCCUCCCCAAGACUGCAGGAUGUCAGUGGACAGGCCUGAGCUUUAGGGAUGUAGCUGGAUGAUACACCCAGGGCUCAUUUUCUAUUCCCAUGAGAGCCCUUUGUUACGCUGGGAUAGAAGCCUAUGCUUUCUGUGCAAUUAUUAGUAGGAACAUAUUUUGCCACUGAAUUACUAGAUUCUUUAAUAAAUUUUUCACAAAGGAA